CUCCUGGCGACAAGAAAAACCCCUGUCCAAUGAGAGGGAGCAUGAUGAAGAAGGGCAAGUGGUCCAAGGAAGAAGACAAUCUGAUCAAAAACCACAUUGAGAAGUAUGGCAUUGGCUGUAGCUGGCAGGGAUUAUCCAAUACUUUAGGUUUGAUUUCUUCUCCACAGCUGCCCUUGCAUGCAUUCAUAUCUGUUUGAGUUCUUGAUGAUGCCGAUAAAUCAAUCUACUCAAAUAAGCAGAAAGCGUCGCUAAAUUGUAAGGCUGUAGUUUGUUUGCUUGCAAAUGAUUUAUGCCGUUUCUUAUGGCGGUGUUAGCGUAAUCAAAGUAUAUAGGCACGCAACACUGCUAUUUACUGCAAUUCCUUAUGCGUGCGCAGUUAAGACUGCGGAGAUUUGUCCAAUUUUUAUGAUCCCUUACCUUUCUUUCGUAGCAUUCUCGGUACUAAUUUGAUCAAUCCCCGAACAAUUGCUUGGAUAGUUUCAUACUAGCAAUAUUUCAGUCAGGAGCUGGUCUGCACCCGAUUCCUUCAGAAAAACCAAUAGCGUAGUACACAGAGACAAUUAAUUUGCUCUCUCAUUUUUGACAUGAUCAUGGCAAAGUGUCGCCUAAGCAAAUCAUUUAUCACUCGCUACUGUGUCUGAAUCAUCAUUCCUGAGAGAAGUUUGUUGGUGGAUCGCAGGGCUUCGGCGCUGCGGCCGGAGCUGCCGCUCAAGGUGGCUGAACUACCUCCGUCCGGGGCUGAAGCACGGCAACUUCACGCCGGCCGAGGACAGGAUCAUCUGCGAGAUGUACAGAAAGAAAGGAAGCUGCUGGUCCGUCAUCGCCGCCGAGCUCCCCGGGAGGACGGACCUCGCCAUCAAGAACUACUGGAACAGCACGCUGAAGAAGCAGUUACCCCGCAAGGCGAGGAGCCGCCGCCGCCGCCGCACCGGCGGCACGAGCUCGUCGUGCGACGCCACGAGCCUGGACCUCGCGCUGGUCGUCUACGACGAGGAGAGCACCAGCGGCACCGCGCGGGACCUCCCACUGGUCGUGUGCAACGAGGAUGACAGUGCCACUGCCACCACGGCGGGGCACCUCCCUCUGCUCGCGUACAACGUCAACGAGGCGAGCUCCACGGCUGGGUCCUCGUCGAGCCACGCCGGCGCCGUCUCGGCCGGAUCGCCGGUGCAAGCGCGUGCCCAACCGCCGCCGCUGCCCGCCGCCGCCGCGAACGAGGAGCCGAUCGCGGCGGUGCCGGUGAGCGGGCCGGUGAAGAUGGAACAGCGGACGCCGCCACCGCCUGCUGAUGAAACCAGCGAGGAGAUGGACGUCGACUGCCGCCUCAUGUCUCCGCUCCCCCUGGGGCUCAUGGAGCUGCCGGACCUUCCCUCCAUCGCCAUGGAUCUGCCUCACAUUGCCGGCUUCGACGACAUCGACAGCCUCCUCUCCUACUUUGACCACUGAUCUUAGCGUAGCAGCAACGAAAUGGGAUGAAGCCGAUUCAGGAGUAGCCGUGUUUUAGGUCAGAGUUUGACACUUACUGUAGUUGUUAGGAUUGGACGUUGGGUGCAUGAGUGACUCUGUUAUUCUGAAAUUUGAA
Messenger RNA from Triticum dicoccoides, 1582 nucleotides. Its product is annotated as myb-related protein P-like. NCBI's taxonomy places the organism in Eukaryota, Viridiplantae, Streptophyta, Magnoliopsida, Poales, Poaceae. The transcript has 2 exons. Bases 787 to 1446 code for a protein of 219 amino acids. The record is from RefSeq and is a predicted model, not a curated record.